AUGGGACGUGGUGGUUACCGUGUCUGGCCGGGUGCUUACUCGCCUCAAGACCAGAAGGAGGCGAAGUGGCCACCUUGGAGGCCGGAAGCGCUACGUGGGCAGGUUCCGGAGUUCCCCUCGUAUGCCUCGAUCAGGCUUACGGACAGGCCUGCUCGACCCAACACGUCGGCAGAUGGCAGUUUGGCUGCACCUGGCAGCGCUUCGACCACGGCGCCCAUCCAGACAGCUCUGAACAUUACACGCAAGGCGGAAAAUCGUGUCCUACGUCUGCGUGGUGCCCAGCAGGAGGCAGGAGAGAAGAUGAAGAACUACGAGCUGAAGCUCAAAGAGGCCCUCAAACGAGAACGGCUCCGCUAUGCCAAGGACCAGGAGCGUCUGGAGCGAGAGAUUGCGGAGGCAGAGCUCGCGCAAGACGCCGCAAGACAAGGCCUUCGGGCCGCCUUUGUGAGCGAGCAGUCCUUGGCGGUGGGUGGCUACGAUGUGGAAAUGGCUGCCGACGCGGAUGUGGACCAGCUCUUUGCGGCCUGGGCUCGGGAGGAUCAGGUUGCUGCAGACGGUGUUUUGCGAAGGGCCCUUGUGCCACCCGGUGCCGAAGUUGGUCGUGGAGGGCUCCCUCCCAACACACCGACGAGGGGCACGGGAGUCCCGCCGCACUCGCCAGUCUGGGGUGCGGCUCCUUCUUUGACCCCGCCACCUGCUGCAGUGGACCCAUAUUUGGCUACUAUGUCACCGGUGACCGCGCCUCCUGGCCUUACGCCGAACCCGGGAACACCACAAGCCCCGCUGGCCCCGACAACGACCUCUUCCAUGCCACCUGCUGGGACAGCACAUGUGACUACGCCUCCUUCGCUGGUCCCUGUGGCCCUUCUACACUCCGGCGCGCCGGCUGCGGCCCCAGCCUCGGACGGAGGAUUCGGACCAAGCCCGACUUUGAGCGACCGAGUACACCGACGACGGGCUUUGGAGCCCUUUGGAGGAGCCAGGGCAGCUGGAGAGGCAGGUGGCGGGGCGGUUGCAGAUCGCGGUUUGAGCCUGGAGGCCGCUCAAGCUGCGAUUGCCGCCGGCCGGUCAGUUCGUAUAGUGGAAGACGACAACGACGACGAGCUCGCCGACACCUAUGGGAACGAGGUCAGCAGUACUGAUUCUGUACAGUGGGCUGUACAGUUUUUCUCUUUCUUGGCCACCUUGCUCGCGAGGUCGCGGGCCUCCCUGCUGGACUUACGCAGGCCUCUUUUCAUGCUUCAGGUGCCCUUUGCCUGUUUCCGAUUUGGCCUCUGGCGGGUGGAGCCUGUCCCCAAUUCAGGGGCCAAAGAGAGACAUCGGUGGCUCUGGGGUCUCCUCCUGCCAGCAGUUUUCUUCAUACCAGCCUUCCUGGGCGUCUUUCGCUUGUUUUGUGGGGCGGACACCUCGCUGCGGCCUUUUUGCUUGCCUUGGCCGCUCUACACUUGUUGGCUCUUUGGCGACUUGUCCUUUUUGCGAUACCUGGCGGCUUCUGCUUUGGCUAGGGGUUAUGCCUAUACAGGCGAGCCUAAUGCGGUUAGCGGAGGGGCCACGGGCUCUGACCAGGGAGCCUGCUUACCGGCGGAUAUGACGACCUCUGAAUACCGAGCCUCAGUGGAAGCCGACAUUGCCUCAAAGGGCCAUAGGUUGGUCACGACUGAGAUCAUCCUUGACCUCCCUGCUUCCCUAGAAUCCUUUAUGGAUAAAGUGUACGAAGCUGCACCAGUUCCGCUCGAUGCUUGUUGGAACAAGCUCGUCCCAGCCACGCCGCAGCUUGGUGACAGUGCAGCCACCUUGCUUGUCGUCCCACAUUGGUUUCAGCAGGCAGGCCUCUCAGCUGUGCUCUUCGAUGUCCGGGCCAUGACGGGUAAAAUAUUUGCUGAUGUGCUGCCCCGACAGACAAGCCUGGAAGCAAUCCAACGGGUUGCUGGACCUACGGUCAUCGAGCCUUUUGAAGUGUUUCUCGCAGGGCGUUUGCAGCCACUCCAAAGGGGUCAAAUUGUGCAUGUUGAAGAAGGAGACACGCUUUGCUUUGCACCCCUGCGUCACCUACCCUUGUGGGGUCCUUUGCUUUCAAGGUCCCUGCAAAGGCCCACGCCAUGGCUCAGCAUAGACCCCAUCCCUUCCACAGCCAGGGCCCUGUGUGUCCUCAUCCUGCAUGAGUCCGGAAAGUUCUUGUUCAGCGACUUCGUGCAGUGUGACUGGCAGAAUGCUCUUCGUGUGACACACUUCGUGGGAGUCGAGAUGUCUGAAUCUAGACUCGUCUCGGCCGCUGGCCUUGCCUCCUACGUCUAUCACGGGACUCAUGUGCGUGGAAUUAUUGCAGUCUUAGGGCGCAGUUCCACCCGAGAUCAGCAGAACAGGCCACUGCCAGCGGUCUUCUUCCUCGACGGUCGGCCAAUCGGGCAAGACGUAAACUUUUGCGUCAUGGACCGUUAUUAUGUCUCACCCGAAUUCCUUCGUGGCCGUGUGCAGUGUCAGCCGCCGCCGGGCCACAGGCUCGCUGUCAUGGGCGGGCUUUUGCGGGACAACGGAAUUGAGUUCCGCGGGGGUGAGGUUCUUACUUUGGCUUUCCUGCCUCGAGAAGAUGACCCCUUCGAAGCUCUCGAGUCGGAACCAGACGGAUCAGAUGACCCUUUUGAUUCGUCACAUGGAGGUCCCUCAGAUGACUCGACAAGAUCUCGAUCACGACAUCGCGGGGCCUCUCCCUCAAAGGCCAGUGGGGACAGUUCUUACCAGAGCCACCUCCCUCCUGUGGCCCCCUCCGAUACCUGCAACAGCACUCUCUGCGCUGCCAAAAAUGCUUCUUCCCACCUGCUGCUUGAGGCUGCAGCUCCUGUGCAGCCGGUGUCUUGCAUACGAGAUGGGCCGCGGAUAUUGGGUUUCCUUCUUAGGGGCCCUAAGCUGUGCACCUCCGUUUGCCCACCAGUGCUUGCGGUCAAACUUGGGGAUACACCCUCCCUGCACGCCCUUGUUAGUGGCAGCAGUCACGGUGACGGGCCGACACAGCUGCCCGAACUACGUGAUUUCAGUGACCGUUCACCAACACGGUGGCAGCCGCCCGACUUGACGAUUGCUGCCCCCGAGUUUAUUGACAACCCACCUGCACCGGUCCCCCUGCGAGCUCUCUUUGUUGUGCUCUGCGAGGACUACCGGCCUGAGGUCAUCCCGCUAACUUUCUGGCAGCCAGUUGACUACUUCCUUGUCAUUAGGGAAGUGCAAGCACUACGCUUACCAGAUGUUCGGCGCCACUUCCCUCGACUGCUUGCCAUCGAGCCACAGCCUUGUUCGCAAUUUGCUGUUCUGCUAGGGUUCACAGGGUUGCCAGGCCCUUUCUGCGAUAUUGUCUUUGACUGUCGGGCUGUGGGAGGAUAUGUUUUCGCUGGACACGCCGACUCUGAGGCAUAUCGAAGCGAGCUUCUAGCAAUCGCUGGGUAUGCCCAUCGGGUUGAUUUAGACGUCUGGGUCCCCUCCGUGCGUGGCCCCUUGCCGGACCACCAGCGUGCAGGGCUCUUUACGGGCUCCUUGGUCUCCCUAGCACCACGCGGUAUCGCACCCCCACGCCUGGCACCUCUGGCCGAUAUGCUACGCAGACCCGACACUUGGAAUGCUCGUGCUGAGGUGCCAUUUGCAUCAGACCCUGGAGUUUGGUUGUUGACAGACGAAGGGCCGUCCUUCUAUGCGAUUCCUAUUGGUGCCGCGCGCAUUCCAAGAUCACAGCUUGCCGCCGCACUCAGAUAUGAUAGAGCGCGCCUUUUUACUGUUCCGCCCAGCCCGCAGAUACGAAAUUUCUGCUCCAGGGGCACUGCUGCUUCGGCCGUUCUUGUGGUCUCCCAGAGGAUCCUGCAGCCCCUUGACGCUGAGCCCAGCUCUUGUAUCGUCAUUGUAGAUCUACGGCCACUGCAGCUUGGCAUUACCUGGGUGCUGGCGCCCAGUGGGCUCUUCUCCCUCGAAAAUUUUGCGGAUGACCUUGACUACCCUUGUCCUAGGGGUUUUCAGCUGAUUGCGGAUGGUGCUCCGCGUAUCUUUUCCAGGUCAGCGACCGACUCAGAAGAGUACUCCGAUGGCAUUUGGGAGACCAGCUCCGACAACAGCCAGGCAAGUUCACUGUUCUGUGUUGACACAUGUGCCCGCCUGUUGCAUCAUUUUCUCGCUGCCAGCUUGCCAGUGAUCCUUUAUAAGAACCUUGGGGUCGCUUGGCCCUUCUUUCCGGCCAACCUGGCAGCUCUCUUCGAGCCAGACCUUGAUGAACCCAAUGCUAUCCAAGCUGUUCGCCCAACCGCGUCAUCUAUCCGCUUCCCCUUUCUCACCCCUGCAUCACCACAGUCUGUGGUAGGACACGCAGUUGUUCUUGCAGCCCCGAGAUGGGCGCCAAUGAUUGUGACGGUCCUGAUCAACACGUCCGACACAGAUGGUCGCGUCUUUGCCUGCCAUGCCCCCGACUACGCUGAUUGCGAAGUCCUUAUUGCAUUGGCUGACUUACCACCACAAGGGGAUUACCACAUUUUUGCAGGCGACGACGACCAGCCCCUGGACGACGGUGUACAGGCACAUCUUUUCCCGGGCAUCCAGAUCUCUUUUACCUUUGCUGACCAGCAACCUGUAGUCGGUCUGCCCUUUGCGCGGAUCAACCUGGCACGCAGGAUCGGAGUCGAUGACAGGCGCACAGAGUUCUGCAAGCGUGCCCAGCGCAACACCUGGGCAAGGGGCGCAAGGGAGCGAUGGGGAGCCACCGUGCAACACCGGGAUGAUGAUGCCAGCCGAGCACACCCUGAAAGCUCCACUGCCACGGACACCGUUGUGCCUGGUGUCUUCUUGAUCCUUGCCCAGGACUAUACCACUGAGCUCAUCGAAGCGCGGAUACGCGUUGCUACUCAACCGGCGGUUGCGCUUCUUUACGUGACCCAAGCACGCAACAACCAGGAUCGCGAGAGAUUUCCCAUUUUGUGUGCCGUUGAGCCUCAGCCACUUGGUGCACAAGCGCUCCUUCUGGCCCUCCCAUUGUGGGCACCUGACGGUGCCAUAGUUGCUUUUGACCUCACUGGUGUCGAUGGACGGUUGUUUGCUUUACAGAUCGGGCGCCGGGUUACACGCACUGGGCUCCUACAUGCUGCGGAGUUGCCCGAUGACCCGCGCUUUGACGUGUUUGUUGGCACGAUGCCAUGGGCGAUUCCCCCCAUCACGCCUGUAGAUAUCAAACACGGCGACCUUGUCCAGAUUACAUUUGCCGGUCGAGGCCCAUCUAUUGUCUCAUCUUUUGCUGACAUGCUGCGGUCCGACCGUGGGUGGAACCCGGACCUCACUUUCAUCCGAGCCUUCUCGGGGUGGAACCUCGACGAUACCUGGGUUCUUAAUGAGGACCGCCCUUUUCUGCUCCAUGUAUCAGGGGCAAGGCGAAGAUAUGUUCGCCAGGAUUUGGCUUUCCGCCUUCGCAUUCCGGUUGACGAGCUCAUCCUUCGUCCUCCCCAACCCCGUGUCGUUGACCUCUCUCACCGCGGGUGGGUGACCUGCAGUGUUCUAUUUGCUGCACGUACCGCUAAUGGUCAGCAUUAUGCGGCACUUAGGGACCCGUUUUGCUUUACCGACCUGCGGCCUAUACUGAGGGGCCUUGAUGUUAUCACGUGUCAUGGCGGGCGUCUUGACCUUCAGGGUCUCUAUGCUCGAGCCAAUGCCCGAUGCCCCCAGGGGUUCCGCACGCAUAUUUGGUACGGUCAGCAGGAGGUUGACAUGUCAAGUCCUGACCUACAUGUCGAAGAUGGCGCUGUGGUUACCGCCGCCUUCUUGCCAGUGCAACCUCCGGGUACGGCCGGAGACCAAGGGCCUCCUGAUGACGGCUCCGGUCCACCCCAUGAUAGCACGCCUCCAGACCAGAGCCCAGACGGUGGUGCCAGCGCCGGCCUUGGGCCCACCUCUGAAGCACCUCCUAGCCCCGAUGCUGGUACUGGCAGUUCCUGCUCGUCAUCCCCAGCUGAUGCCCCUGCGCACUACCAAGUGGCUGCCAGCAUUCGUUGCUGUUUAGGAGACAACCUGUGUCUUGGGACCACUGGCCGACAACAAAGAGGCUCUGUGGAUUGGGGCAACAUGUGUGGGCUUGCUUUCACUAGUCACCGUGUCCUUCUUGAGGACAAGCAAGCCUGCACCCCUGUAGCUCCGGUCCCCCAAUGGCACUUUGGAUCAGUGCACCUUCUCUGCCGUUUGCAUGGGAGCUACACUGUCCUGCAGUCGUGCCUUGCAGGCCUUCUUUUACGGGCUGCCUGUGCUGAUAUUUGCAUUCUGGUCGCUGGCCUUGCCAUCCGACUUGCCGUCCGGUUUGUCCCUUAUGCUGCCCGGUGUUUGCGGAAGCCGGUUCUAGUUUACCUGGCGCUUGUACACCUUGCUAUCUCUGCUGAUGGGAUGCAGCUUGCCGCUGUUCGGGACCACUCCUCCUCCUGGGGACUGGCCCUGCCCGACAUGAGCAUCCUGUUCACUCACACUGUGCUGAUGGUCUCCCAUCUAACAGCAGACCUCUUCCCACUCCUCUGCGUUCCCUGUUCAAAGCUGGCAGACCCUCGCCCCUGUCUGGGGCCAGCCUUGUGCAAUCCCGGCUCUGCUGCCGGCGAACAGCAGCCCCCGAUGCCAACCGACCUCGGUGCGCUGGGGACUCUGCUUGAGGAGAGCCGUCGUGACAGCAACGACUACCCGUUGUAUCUUGCUGCCACUCUUCUUGAAACUUUGGUUGAACAUUGCGCCGACAGAGUGCCGACUUCUGCUGGAGUGAGUGCUGGCCCUGCCGCUAUACGGACCCUUGUCCUUUCGCUGGACUCUGUCGUACCACAUGUGCCUCCCAACAUCCCUCCGGUUUCUCCCACGCCGCUUCAGCUCGGGAGUUUGCUUCGCCAGCUCCCUGCGUCUCCCCAGCCCCUAUUGUUAGGUGGUACACCAAUGGGCUUUACAUGCGAGCAGGUUUCUCUGUUCCUUCAGCCUGCUGUCUGUUUUGGCACUCUGAGCGAACUGCUUGAGGCUCUCCCGCCCCGGCGAGCCCACGCGCUACGCGCAUCGAUGCCUGCCCCUGGCACAGAACGGGGCCUGCUCUGUUAUGUCGAUGGCUCCUACACGCCAGCCACGCACUUGGAAGGCGCUCUGCUUGGAUGGGCUUGUGUCUUUAUUGAUGUGAGCCUUUUGUGCAUCAGCAUUGUGUCUGGGCCUGCUCCACCCUGGUUUCCCGAUCUCGGUGCUGCGCCCUCUGCGUUUGUGGCCGAAUGCAUGGCACUUACAGCGGCCACUUGGGUAGGAUGCACGGCAUUCCAUGGACAACCGCUCCAUUUUCUUUCUGACUGCCAAUCCGCCAUUCGGGUUGCUGCAGGUGAGGCUUCUUCCUAUGCUAGUGAUGUAGCCCUCGUCCUGCGCCGGACGGCAGCCUGUUUUGAAGUCCUCCAGGGACAUCCCCUUGUCUUCGACUAUGUGCCAGGUCACCAGGGCCUCUUCGGCAAUGAGGUCGCUGACGCUGCAGCCAAGCUGGCCUCACGCGGCCGCCUUAUGGGCCAACUUGCCUGGGAAGAAACUGGAGGCUCGCAUCCUCUCGACUGGUGGUCCGCGGGGGCUCCGCGUGUCGAAUGGUGCGGCGUUGCGGCGAGAGCCCUCCUUGGGGACCCAGCUAUGCCCCCCCUCGGCAGUGCUUCUGGAGACGACAGAAAUGAUCUGGGCAUGACGCCUCAGCAAAUGCUCGCUCCCUUCUGCCCGCGUAAGCCCAUUUCUGCAGGUGGUACCGGUAGCGGCGCGCUUGCCUUUUGCAUUGCCACCUAUAAUGUGCUUUCCCUUAGUGGACGAGCCUUCGAGGAUCGGGAUCCGGCCGGACUUGCUUUUGCCGCAGGGCGCCCUGCCUUGCUGGCUACCAGCCUUGAUAAGGCUGGAAUCCAGGUUGCUGCUAUCCAGGAGGCACGCACAGAGGCCGGUUUUCUGCGCACAUCGGGAUACCUACGUUUCUCUUCCGGUGGAGAAGUCGGCUGUUUCGGCGUCGAGCUCUGGUUCAAGGAGGGAUACCCCCUGCUGCGCGGCGGUGAUGCUGGCCACCAUGCUGCCACGUUUUGCCGGGAAGCAUUCUCUACAGCUCAUAGCGAUAGCCGCCGCCUCAUCCUGCACUUCCACAGUGGACCACUCCGACUCUGCUUUGUGUCUUUACACGCCCCCCACAGGGGCACAGAGGCUGAUAAGCUACAUGAAUGGUGGGAGCGGACGAUCGCUCUGCUGAAACACGCAGCUGCUCGCGCCCCUCUAGUCCUGGGCGGCGAUUUCAAUGCGGCUGUGGGCUCCCAGUGUUGCGGCAGGAUCGGGGAUUGCUGGCCUGAGGAACAAGAUGUGGCAGGCGCUUUCCUCGUUGAGCUUGUCACCACUUGCCGAUGCUGGCUGCCCUCAACUUGGUGCCAUUUCCACUCAGGCCAGUCAUGGACCUAUGUGCAAAAACGAAACAAUGCACUACAGCGCCCUGACUUUGUCUGCCUACCUGACUGCUGGGAGAAUGCGUGUGUGUCAUCAUGGGUCGAUCCAGAGAUCCAUGUUGGACAGCCUUAUAUCGACCACUUCGCGGCAGUAGUCCGUGUGUCUGCUAGGCUCCGACUUGCUGGCAGCUGCCUGGGAGCCAAGAAGCCAGCCCGAAUCGAUGCCCAUGCUCUGGAUGAUCGCAACAACCGCCCGAAGCUGCAGGAUAUCGUUGACAAGGCCCCGCGUGCCCCAUGGAAUGCGUCUGCUGAUGCCCACGCGGCCCAGCUUGUUGGAUACCUCCAGGAGGCUCUUGCCAAGGCCUUUCCUAAACCCAAGCAGCGAAAGCGCAGAGAUUACCUCACCGAUGACACAUGGGCACUCUAUGCGCAGGUUGCUACUCUGCGCCAUCGCUGUGCCAGGCUUCGGGCCCACACGAAGUACCAUCUCCUUGCUGCGGCUUUUCGCGCCUGGUCGACCCGUGGCGCUACGGAUUUCGAAAGUGCCCUCGCCUCACCCUGGGCCCUCGAAGCCUCAAUACAGGGUCAGAGGCACAGAGCUGCCCUCCGGGACCUGUCCAAGCAGCUUAAACAUGCCUGCCGGAUCGAUAGGGCGCGACACCUGUCAAGCCUUGCCGAUGAGGUGCAGGCCAACACCCCAGGAUCCUUCCAGGCUUUGAACCGGCUUUUAAGUCUUAAGCAAAAGAAACCCUUUGCACCUGAAGUGCUGCCGGAAGUCCUCGAUGCGGAUGGCCGGGUUUGCGAAACCCCAGCUGAGGCUAUGCAGCGGUGGCGAGCUUACUUCGGGGACAUGGAGUCCGGCGUGCAGAAGGAUGCCGAAGGUGUCCACCAGGCUGUGGCUGCUCGCCACGGUCUCGCCUGGCCUUUGCCCGACGACAUCACUGAGGUACCGGGGCCUGCCGAGCUGUGUAAGGCCAUGGCGCACACACAACUCAACAAAGCCAGCGGCCCCGACGGCCUCCCAGGCGAAGCCUUCAAAGCCCUGCCUUCGGCCCUUUCCUCUUUGAUCCUGCCCCUAGUCCUGAAGUUAGGCCUUUUGGGCGAAGAGGGUGCUGGCUUGAAAGGGUCUCUUCUAACCUGGCUCUACAAGUUCAAAGGCGCGCGAAACCUUUGCACUUCUUACAGGGCGAUUAUGCUUUUGCCGACUUUGACUAAAGUCAUCCACCGCUCUUUCCGCCCUCGCCUGUACGAGCACGUUGUGACACAUGCCCCCCCCUUGUUGCUGGGUGGGCGCAAAGGGGCAUCGGCGGUUUUCGGAAGCCACCUGACCAGGGCUUUUGCGCAGUGGUGCUCGGUGCACAAACUGCCAGCAUGCAUCCUCUACGCAGACGUCGCUUCUGCUUAUUAUAAUUCCGUGCGUGAUAUCACAGCCCAGCGCCUGGAUGCGGAUGGACGCCCUGUCGAUUCUCUUGCCAUGGCAAAUCUUCCUGCUGACGCCAUUGUGACGGACACAUUGGCCUCAGGCAGCGCCUUUCGCUCCAAAGGGGCGUCUCCCUGGCUCGAAUCACUGGCCGCCGAAAUGCACCGGGGGUCUUGGUUUGCGUUGCGUGGCGACCACAUCCCUGUGGUCACCCACCGUGGAUCGAGGCCUGGAUCAUCACUCGCUGACAUUAUGUACAGCGCCGGAGUCGGCUGCAUCCUUGCGAAGCGAGACUCCCUUCGCAUUGCCGAUCCCACUGCAGGCCAAGUUCCCUGCAUCCCGUGGGAUGGCCGACGGGACAUCUCUCCCGCUGAUGCUCCUACGCAAUGGCCAAGUCUGAGUGACGUCAUUUGGGCUGAUGACCUGGCCGCAUGCUUCUUGUUGUCUGACUCGGCUCGUGCUGCACACCAGGUCGGUCUAGAGGCUUCUUUCCUUGACGAGGCCUUCGGUAGCCACGGGUACACUCUUACCUACGGUACCUCCAAGACCGCUGCUAUGGUCCUGCUUGGCGGCCACGGGUCCAAGGCUGCCAAGCGGGCCCUUUUUGGGCGAGCCGGUGUGAUCACGGUUAUGAGAGAGCACCACCCUGCGGCCUCACUGCCUUUGGUGGCCCAAUAUAAGCACCUUGGUGCUAUGGUCGGUACGUCUUUCCUCACUGAGCUUCGUGCCAGGUGUGCCUCUGCGUGGGCUGCUUUCCGUCAAGGUCGGGCGCGGGCUUACCGGUGUCGCCGUAUCUCCGUGGCCCGAAGGGGAGCACUCCUCCGUGCCAUGGUGCUCCCGAGACUCCUUUUUGGGGCUGGAGCAUGGCCAUCCCUGCGGCAAGGAGAGCGCACCCUUUUCCACAGAACUCUCGUGUCCAUGUACCGGCAGACCCUGUGUAUCCCUCGGACUGAAGACCAACACAUCACGGGGGCCACCAUGUGCGCGCUUCUGCACCUGCCCGACCCUGCUACAGUGCUCCGCGUUGAACGCCUGCGAUAUCUACGCCAAAUGGUUCAAGCUGCGCCUGAUGCCCUGUGGGCCCUCGUAAGAUCCAGCCCUUCUUUUCUUGCCGAAAUCAGGGAUGCCAUGGAGUGGUUGCACCGUCGGUUGUCAGCUACCAUCCCCCUUGGUGAACCUGCUUGUGAUUGGCAUGCCUGGACGGGCAUUAUGUGCCGCACUCCCGGGCGUUUCCGUGGCUGGAUCAAGCGCGCCGCGGCACUUGAGUUGCUUCGGCUCACAUCUCAUGCUGCCUUACAGGCUUGCCACCGCUUCCUUUCUCACUUCUGCCUUGGGGAAGGUGAUGCCCUAUGCUUGGAACGACAGCGUCCUACCGAAGCUUGCCUAUUGUGCCGCAAGGCCUUCGCUGAUCGUGUGUCCUGGGCAUGUCAUGCCAGCAAGGUUCACGGGUAUCGUACCCGUGCCACCGAGACGACACGGGGGUGUCAGCAGGCUUGGUGCAGCGGAUGCGGCAAGCUCUUUGCCAACGCUAUAACCGGAUGA
Molecule: messenger RNA, 11376 nt
Organism: Symbiodinium necroappetens
Lineage: Eukaryota; Dinophyceae; Suessiales; Symbiodiniaceae
Source: the annotation of a GenBank genome assembly